ACUGCACGGUUAGUCUGGCACACCAGAGAGACAAGAGUUUCCUUAUUUUCCUAGUCACCAUGAAAACGGUCAUCCAAAUCUUGUGCUUCUUCCUUUUAAUAACUUUUUACAAAUGUGCAGUCAUCACUGGGGCGUGUGAGAGGGAUCUGCAGUGUGGAGCCGGGACAUGCUGUGCAAUCAGCCUGUGGCUUCGAGGGCUAAGGAUGUGCACUCCACUGGGACAGGAAGGAGAUGAAUGCCACCCAUUCAGUCACAAGGUCCCUUUCCUUGGAAAACGCCAACACCACACUUGCCCGUGUUUGCCAAACUUUAUAUGCUCCAGGUUCAUCGAUGGCCGAUUCCGGUGUUCAGUAGACUUCAAGAACAUAGACUUUUAGCAAACAGGACGGCGCUUCAGAGCCCUUCCCAGCUGGAGAACCGGGCAGCACUACUCUCAGAAAUGAGCACCACCUGCCGCCUCUUUUUUUUAUUUCUCUUCACCACCACCAAUUAUUCUACACAGUGAGUGUAAAGACAAAAAAUAUGGGCAGAGGGAGAUUUUCAAAGGCACAAAUAACAUUAAGCACUGAUUUAGCAUUGCUGUCAGUAGAUCUCAAAGCACGUUACUAAAGAGGUUAGCAUCAUUAUCCCCAUUUUAUAGAUGGGGAAAACUGAGGCACAAGUAGGCAAAGUGAAUUACCCAUGGUCACUCAGCAGACCAGUGGCAGAGCCAGGAAUAGCACCUUGGUCUCCUCAGUCCAAGUCCAGUGCUUUGUCCACUAGCCUGUGCGUACUCGCUUAACUCCCAUUGACUUUCAAUGAGUUGGGUGCCUAACUGCCCUUUGAAAAUUUCCCCCAACAUCUUCUGAAAACGCCACUUUGCAUGUAACAAAAGGGAUGCUGUCAACAAUACUUCAGACCCAACAUUUAUUUUAUAUAGCGGAACAAAGGGGUUUUACUAGAAAGAUUUUCAAGAUUAAAAGAUUAGGGCAAAUUGUGUAACCCUCACUCAUCUGCUUAAGUGAUUUCUCACACAAAUAAUGAGAAUAACAGCACAGGGGUUAAGGCAUUGAGCUCAUACUGAACAGUUGAGAUGCUUGAAUAAAAAUAAUACAAGACUGGAGGCAGAGGCAGGCUGCAGCUUAUGGCAUCCACUGUCUGAUCUGCUCCAUGCAGUCUACACCAGAGCUCCACCCUGCAAAUGGAAGAUGAACUUUGGCCUCUGCAGCCAAACCCCACAUCCUUGCACACCAACAACAGCUGCUCCAUGCAGUCCUGUUGUAUCCAGUGCAUCUACUCUGGGAGCAAGUACUGAUCAGAGCAAGUACAGGCUUUACAAUCAGGCUAGUACAGGGGAAUAGGAACUGAAACAGAAAAUAAACAGCAGGUGAAAUUAACCAGCAUAAUUUCAUUAACCAACCACAGUGAAAUGCUAAACUGAAGACCAGCUCUGUGGAGCUCAAAAACUGGUCUCUGUCACCAAACAGAAGUUGGUCCAAUGAAAGCUAUUACCUCACCCCUGCAUGUGUCUCUCAUAUCCUGGGACCCACACAGCUACUACAACAUUGCAGACUAAAUAGUGUAAGUUCUUUUUUCCAUUUCAUUUUUGAAAGUCUCAGCUAGUCAGAGAAACUUUGAUAGAACCAUAUUUUGUGAGAACCUACAGGUCCAUCAAAUCAAAAUGCUUUGCAAAACUUGGUUGUUUGCAGUGGAAUUUCCUUUUAGAAGAGAAUUGGGGGAAAAAGCUCCAACAAUAUCAAAAUGGGAUUGACAUUUUCAGAAUAAAA
Molecule: messenger RNA, 1766 nt
Organism: Mauremys reevesii (Reeves's turtle)
Lineage: Eukaryota; Metazoa; Chordata; Testudines; Geoemydidae
Gene: PROK1
Product: prokineticin 1
Exons: 3
Coding region: 60-377 (105 amino acids)
Source: RefSeq, a predicted model, not a curated record